Molecule: messenger RNA, 1832 nt
Organism: Lycium ferocissimum
Lineage: Eukaryota; Viridiplantae; Streptophyta; Magnoliopsida; Solanales; Solanaceae
Product: probable (S)-N-methylcoclaurine 3'-hydroxylase isozyme 2
Exons: 2
Coding region: 128-1621 (497 amino acids)
Molecular function (GO): oxidoreductase activity, acting on paired donors, with incorporation or reduction of molecular oxygen; heme binding; monooxygenase activity
Source: RefSeq, a predicted model, not a curated record
UUGCUCCACAACUAGUAGAUAAGGAUCUAGCUUUAUUAGGUUACCUCAAUAAAUCUACAAGAAAAUUCUACGCUAAAAUAUACUCAUUAGAAAGAGAAAAAAAUAUAAAAUUGUCCAUUUGCAGGCCAUGGCUCAGCCAUCUGAAAUUAUUUUCUUGCUUACAUUUUUCCUCUUACCCUUAGUUUUUUUUCUCUUCAAAGCUUUCAAAUCAUUCAACAAAACUCCACAACUUCCACCAGGACCAACACCAUGGCCAGUCAUAGGAAACAUUUUUCAUAUGGGAAAAAUGCCUCACAUAACUCUGACAAAUUAUGCAAAAACUUAUGGCCCCCUUAUGUCCCUCAAGCUUGGAACUCAAUUACUAGUUGUUGGAUCAUCACCUUCUGUUGCAAUAGAAAUCCUUAAAACCCAUGAUAGAAUCCUCUCAGGUAGACAUGUUCCAAAUGCUGUUCCUUCAAAAAGAUCAGAACUUGACAAGAUAUCAAUAGGCUGGAGUUCUGAAUGUAACAAUGGAUGGAGAUACUUAAGGACAUUAUGCAGAACUGAGCUUUUCUCUGGCAAAGUAUUGGAGUCUCAAGCUUGUUUGAGGGAGAAAAAAGUGAUGGAAUUGGUAGAAUUCUUGAGGUCAAAAGAAGGUCAAGUGGUGAAUCUUGGAGAACUAGUCUUUGCAACUGUGUUCAACAUGUUGAGUAAUGUUCUGAUAUCUAAAGAUAUGGUUAAUUUGGAGAAAGAAACAGAAGAAGAUGGUGGGAUGAGAAGUCUAGCAAGGGGAAUAAUGGAAGUGGGCGCUGCUCCAAAUAUAUCUGACUUUUAUCCAAUUUUGAGUAAAUUUGAUCUUCAAGGUUUGCAAAAAAAAUAUAUAGAUUUAAUGACAGAGAUUCGUUCCAAGUGGGAACCGAUUCUUGAAGAAAGAAGGAACAGUAAAGAGAGUGGUUCUCCUAGCCAGCAAGAUUUCUUGGAAACUCUCCUUGAUAAUGGUUUCACCAAUGAUAGUAUCUGCCAGCUAUUUUUGGAGUUAUUCGUUGCUGGUGGAGACACCAGUACCUCAACAAUCGAGUGGGCGAUGGCAGAACUGAUUAAAAAUGUGGAGUCAAUGAAGAAAGUUCAAGACGAGCUCGAGAUUAAACUCGGUGAAAGUGAUUACCCAAAAGAAUCUCAAUUGCUUCAUAUGUCCUAUCUUCAGGCCUGUGUGAAGGAAACACUUAGGUUGCAUCCUCCAGGACCAUUGCUGCUUCCACAUCGUGCUAUCGAAACCUGCCAAGUGAUGAGUUUCACAAUUCCUAAAAACACUCAAAUCUUGGUUAACGUGUGGGCUAUCGCGAGGGAUCCAUCGAUAUGGGAAGAACCGGAGAUGUUUAGACCACAAAGGUUUCUGAGUUCCGAUACGGACUUCAAAGGGAAUGACUUUGAGUUCUUACCUUUCGGUGCUGGAAGGAGAAUAUGCCCAGGCCUGCCUCUGGCUGCAACAAAAAUUCCAUUUGUCCUUGCUUCACUUGUUCAUUUCUUUGAUUGGGAACUUCCUCAUGGAAAAUGUCUUGUCGAGCUAGACAUGCAUGAAAAGUUUGGAGUAACACUGCAAAAGAAAGAACCGCUGCUUCUGAUUCCCAAGCCCAGAAAAUGACCAUUGGGAUAUACAACUAGGGUCGUUUGGUAGGGUGUAUAAUAAUAGUACUGAAUAAGGUGUAUUAGUAAUCUUUGGGAUUAGUUAUCUUUGGCAUUUUGUUCUAUGGACUGUUUGAUUUGUUGUAUUAAACGAAUAGGAAUAGUUAUAACUAAUACAUGUAUAAGGGAUUUAAUAAUACCAAAUCUAAUACUAAUAUUAUUUUCUCUAA